AUGGCAUCAGCAUCGGCUAGACCGUUUUGUGGCUUGGCAAAGAAUUUCUGGUCAAGGAAUGACCGUCUGCAAAUUCGUACGGUUAUUUCAUCAAGGAAUGGAGAUGAUGAAUUACCUGUUUUCUGUGUAGCAGCCAUUCUUAUUAUGAACCGACAGAAAAUUACUAAAGAAACUCGUUCAAUUGAUGACCUAAUAAAGAUAUUCAAUGAUAAUUUGUUAAAGAUCAGAGUCAAGAGCUGUGUUCAUAGUGCUAUCAAACUGCGAAAGAAGUACAUUUACAAGAUGAUCAAGAGUAGGACUCCAGCUCAGAACAGCAAUUAA
Fraxinus pennsylvanica is the source of this 321-nucleotide messenger RNA. NCBI's taxonomy places the organism in Eukaryota, Viridiplantae, Streptophyta, Magnoliopsida, Lamiales, Oleaceae. The record is from the annotation of a GenBank genome assembly.